Molecule: messenger RNA, 4661 nt
Organism: Xiphophorus maculatus (southern platyfish)
Lineage: Eukaryota; Metazoa; Chordata; Actinopteri; Cyprinodontiformes; Poeciliidae
Gene: slc41a2b
Product: solute carrier family 41 member 2
Exons: 11
Coding region: 241-1953 (570 amino acids)
Biological process (GO): monoatomic cation transport
Cellular component (GO): plasma membrane
Molecular function (GO): monoatomic cation transmembrane transporter activity
Source: RefSeq, a predicted model, not a curated record
GACGAUCUUUGUUGGCAUUUUUUUCCUCUGACGCGGCUGGCUGGUUGGCUGUCACGUAAAACUGGCAUCUCUCCUCCGGGUCGAAAAUCCUUUCUGACGAACAGUGAUGCCUUCCAGAAGCCAGUAUUAACAAGGCCACUCCCCGUUAGCCUGCGUGAACCUCUGUGUCGUCGUUGUGCUGAGUCCGCCGUCAGUCUGGAUGAGAAGAGAUGAGCCUCUGCGGUCCUAGAAGCCGUCACCAUGAGCAUGAAGAACCUGGGCGGAGCCUUGGGGGACUCACUAGGCUCUAGCCUGGCGGUGCGGAUGAGUGGGGCGGCUGGCGGAUGGAGCGCUCUCUCCCUGAAACCCGUGGCCCCGGUGCGCAUCGGCUCCAUUUUUCAGACCAUGGUUCCCACUGGCUACACCAAGCUGCAGGAGGAUCGAUUAGCCAUGGUGGACCUGGGGGCGAAACCCGAGGCCGGCUCGCUGCAGAACGGCUACAGACAGGAGGCGACUCACAUGGAGGGCCGGCGGAUCGUGGAGCGGGCCUCCCGCUCCUCCAUAACUCUGUCGGACUGUGGAGAAGGGGGCUGCGCUGAGACAGAGCCCAUGCUGGCAGAGUGGAGACUCUCCGGGGACGACGCCAGUGACAAGGAGGUAGAGGAGGAUACGGUAGAGGCGCCGGGGGAAGAGGGGUCCAAUAUGCCCAAGGAGUCGCCGCUGGCCAUGGCUUUGCAGAUACUGGUGCCUUUUCUCUUGGCUGGCUUUGGAACAGUGUCAGCUGGAAUGGUGCUGGAUAUUGUUCAGCACUGGGAGGCCUUCCGGUUCAUCACAGAGAUCUUCAUCCUGGUUCCUGCUCUGCUGGGCCUGAAGGGGAACCUGGAGAUGACUCUGGCCUCCAGGCUGUCCACAGCUGUAAAUGUAGGGAAGAUGGACUCUCCCAUAGAGAAGUGGAACCUAAUCAUCGGCAACCUGGCACUGAAGCAGGUCCAGGCCACAGUGGUGGGGUUCCUGGCAGCUGUAGCAGCCGUCGUGCUCGGUUGGAUCCCAGAGGGGAAGUUUCAGAUGAGCCAUGCUGUUUUGCUCUGCUCAAGCAGCGUGGCCACGGCCUUCAUAGCCUCCCUGCUGCAAGGUAUCCUCAUGGUCGGGGUAAUUGUGGGGUCGAAAAAGACCGGCAUCAACCCGGACAACGUAGCCACACCCAUCGCUGCCAGUUUUGGUGACCUCAUAACUCUGGCCAUCCUGGCCUGGAUAAGCCAAGGCCUCUACAAAUGUCUGGACUCCUAUCCUUACGUAUCAUCGUUGGUUUGCGCCUUCUUUAUGUGUCUGACUCCUCUGUGGAUCAUCAUUUCCUCCAAGCACCCGGCCAGCCGCACGCUGCUGUACUCCGGAUGGGAGCCAGUCAUCACUGCCAUGGUCAUCAGCAGUAUCGGAGGACUCAUUCUGGGCAAAACGGUGUCUGACCCUAACCUAGCUGGCAUUGUAGUAUACACCCCAGUUAUCAACGGUAUUGGAGGAAACUUGGUGGCCAUCCAGGCCAGCAGGAUUUCUACCCACCUGCAUUUCCACUGCGCUCCGGGAGAAGUUCCUGACGAGGCCAAGGGCUGCUACUACCCCUGCCGCACAUUCUGUGGCACAGGAGCAAAUCAUCGCUCAGCUCAGGUUCUGCUGCUUCUGGGGAUCCCCGGCCACCUGAUCUUCCUCUACACCAUCCACCUGAUGAAAAGCGGCCACACCACACUCACCCCCAUCUUCAUGUCCGUUUACCUGGCUGCUGCUCUGCUGCAGGUGCUGCUGCUGCUGUCCAUAGCAGACUGGAUGGUUCACUCCAUGUGGCGCAGUGGCAAAGACCCCGACAGCUUCUCCAUCCCCUACCUGACGGCUCUGGGGGACCUGCUGGGCACGGCGCUGCUGGCGCUCAGCUUCCACUUCCUGUGGCUCAUCGGAGACCAGGACAGCGACGUAGGGGACUGAGCCAGCCGCUACAGCUGGAACACCCAGCUCUAGCGCCCUCUAGCGCCCUCUUGCUCUGAUGGAACCCGGUUCGUUCUCUCACGGCCGCUUCACAUUAUGGGUGUAACUUUGUCCACAAGUUGGGAUACAGACUCACUUCCUCUUCUGCCUUGUUUUCUUACAUGUAGAAGGCUUCAUACUCUUAACUUAAGACUCAGAUUUUUGUUGGGUUUUUUGCAGCCAUUCUGAUCUGCAUCUUUUGUACCAAAGCAUUUGAGUUUUAUUUUUGCUAGUUGUGUCGAGAGGAGAACGAAAACAUGGCCUCCUUCUCAUCGAGGAACUGGAAAUAUUUUGCAAAUUUUGGGAACUUUUUUCACACAAGUAAUCCCAAAACAAACUCCCUAUGAAAAGCCAAGACCGCAACGGCCGAAUGAGAAAGAGAACUUUAAAGCAGCGACUGUGACCGAAUCGGCUGAAACCGGAACAGCCAGCUAACAUCCUCUAUUCAGCCUGUUUUAGCACACACACACACACACACACACACACACACGCGCACACACACACACACACACACACACACACACACACACACACACACACACACACACACACACACACCUCUGUUCCCACAGGUUCAUUCCGCCUUCAUCGCAUGGGUCCUGACAUCAAGGUUUGCGAAUGUUUUAAAGAGUCCCUCCUCCACCUGUUGCUGAGCAACUGCUGGUCAGCUGGCUGAAUGAAUAUUUUUCUCACAUUUGCAAAAACAGCAGAAUUAUGCAGUUUAAUAUUUCUGCUUACGGAAGAGGAAAGUUAGUGACCCCAAACAUCUUUUUGGUAACACAUGGUACUUUUACUGAAGGUUCUCAUGAUGCCUUGUGAAAUAACACCUCUGUUCAAAUAAAUAUUUCAUUUAUUAUCACAUUAUUAAUCAUUAGCAUAUGUAGCAAUCAGAUGAAGAAGAAAUAAAAAGCUGUUUGUCUGUAAAUUUCUGUUUAUGCUUUAAAUUUCAUUAAUUAUAUUCUAUAUUUUAUUUUUUGUCAGUUUUAUAAACCUUACAGUCUCUGUUAUUAAAUUGUGUGUUCUUGUUUUGUGUCUAAGCAGGAAGAGGAAAUACUCUAGUUUCUGUUUGGAUGUUUGGAUGCCAGUUCACCCCUUCGCCAGUUUAGACAUCCUUAUUAAUAAAAUCUAAAUUCAUUUCAGUUGGUUGGUUGGUAUUUUUGAAUAGUGCAGCUACAUAGUUGUACAAAAAGCUCAAAUUUGGUGUAGUUUCAAACUGGAUAUUAUUCUCUAGAGAUGCACCGAUUGUUUUUUCCUGGCCCAUCACCGAUCUUUAAAAAGUCUGACCUUUGAUUUUGGCCUAUACCAAUUUAUUAUUUUUAUUUGUAAAGUUGCUAAAUAUAGCGACAGUCGCAACAGCCGUUGCCUGGUGUCACAGUAGAGCAACAUGGACAGUAGCUGAUUUUUAGAUCUGUGCAAAGGUGGAUAAUAUCGGUUUCUCGUGUAUCGACUGAUCUCCCAAAAUUAAGAAAAUCAGGUCCGAUUGAUCAGUUCACUCCCCAUUCCAUUGAUUUUUGUUCUGACCCUCUUUUGGCUCUAAGCCGCUUUUGUGAAAUUAUAAACCCUGGUGGAACCAAAAUCACAUAAGACAUUUAUUGACGCGACAUAACCAUAUUUCUUUACAGUUGACCUCAAGUAGGUUAUAGAAGAUAAAUAGCAUCUGUGUCAAAACAAAAUGGCGAAGGGGCAAACUGAGCGUCCCCUAUGGCGGUUACGUUGCUGUUUCCACGGUGUUUACUUGCAUACCAGCAAACAGCCGUUUUUAUUCAGCAUAACCUGACUUAGCAGCAGUUUUGUGUUCUGUUCUCGUUUCCCAGGUGAGUUCCAUCUGAAGGCUCUUCAGUGGAGCUCACCUUUUUCAGGGAGCUGAUUCUAGGUGACAGCUGCCACAGCAGCAGCAGACCUGAGGCUUCUACAACACGAUCAGAGGCGCUCUCAAGUUUACACAGCCUGCUGAAAUGACUGCUGGAAAGAUGUAAAGGAAAUGGCAACAUAAUUUUUGACAUAAUUUGACUUUCAUGUUGCAGAAAUCAGCUAAAUCUGCUGGAUUUAUUUCUGCAGUCUGCACGUCCGCUUGGUCUCACUGUGAAGCUGAAAAAUCAAACCCAUCUUCAGCCGUCUAGCAGACAGAAGUGGUAUUUGGAGCGGUUUGUAAUUUUAUCUGCCUUCACAAAUACUCAGUUCCAUCUGAAGAAAAGUAACCCAAGAGCAGGACACUGUCACCACUUUGCUUCACUUUUUUUGUGUGUGUGUGUUGAUUUUACUAAUCAGAUUUCAGGGUUUUUUCUCUUUUUUGUUUGUUUAGUUGUGCAAAGAAAGUAUUGAAAAAGUUUUAGAGGAUUCAUCAGGGUGUCAUGUUACUACAUCACAGAAAGCAGCCAUCUUAGCAGGUGUGUCUGAGCUGCUGUGUUCAUAAGAGCCUCUCCUCCUCCAUGUGCCUCUAGAGAUUCACUAGCAUGGUGUUCUCACUGCUGUCAAUGCAAGUUUCUUUCUACUGCUUUUACUUUGUUUCAAAUGACACACCCACUAUUGGGAGUGAAAUAUGUUGAGUUAUUGGUUACAAUGAUUUUCUUUCUCUUUUUUAUUUUGGAAUGAUUAAUACAACUGUGCAAUCUUGUUCUCUCUUCUAGCUCAUAUGGACCUAAAUAAAUGUUACUAAUUUGAAAAGUGAA